Molecule: messenger RNA, 1425 nt
Organism: Nelumbo nucifera (sacred lotus)
Lineage: Eukaryota; Viridiplantae; Streptophyta; Magnoliopsida; Proteales; Nelumbonaceae
Product: protein FLUORESCENT IN BLUE LIGHT, chloroplastic
Biological process (GO): chlorophyll biosynthetic process
Molecular function (GO): protein binding
Source: RefSeq, a predicted model, not a curated record
UCACUCAUUAGAGCGUUCCCAGUAACAAGUCGUUGAAUGAAACGGCAAAUCAUUAUCCAAAUUCCAAAGCAAUGGCGGGGAUCGCCAAUUUCUACUGCAUUUCUUGGCGCCCAAAGCCGACCAACACUCUCCGGUUAUCUGGACCGUCUUCCUUCAAGUUCUCCGGUCGAGUUCUUGCAUGUGCAAAAACAGGUGUUAAGGAUAUAAUGCAUGCCACUAUCCUGAAGUUUUUUACUCAUGUUUCUGAAGUAAAAGUAUUGACUACAGAGAUGGUUGAUUUCCUAUCAACUAGAGGGGAAAGGAUUCGGUUGUGUUUUGCAGAUCUUUCCAGUAAAACUCCAAUGCCAAUUGAUAUAAGUCACAUACUGCCAAGCAGCCAGUAUGUGUGUUCAGGGCUUGCUGAUAUCCAGAUGAACAAGUUGGAUAAAACAUGUUAUACCGAUCAAGGGCUACCUAAUCACAACCAUGCCAUUGUGGAACUUCUAUAUGCUCAUCAGAAAAUGGUACCCACCAGUUUCCUAGCAGCAGCAUUUGUUGCAAAUAUUCUGAUGUUGGCCAUGCCUUUUGAAGCUUUAGCAGAAACAUGUGAGGCUGAUAACUCUGUCUUCAACAUGCCUCUACUGCUUUUUGUAGCCCUUGUAGGGGCCACUGUUGGAGGAUUGCUUGCUAGGCAGAGGAGAGGAGAACUGAAGCGAUUAAAUGACCAAUUGCGACAGAUAAAUUCAGCACUAAGGAGGCAAGCAAAGAUUGAGUCCUAUGCCCCUACCUUGAGUUAUGCUCCAAUCGGUAAUAGAAUACCGGAGAAUGAAAUAAUUGUUGAUUCAAGGAAGCAGGAAUUGAUUGCGCGCUUAAAAAUUGGAAAGAAUUUUCUAAGGCAUCAGGAUCCAGAGAGGGCAUUUGUGGAGUUUAAGGCGGCUCUUGAGCUUGCUCAGACUCUAAAAGAUCCCAUUGAGGAGAAGAAGGCUGCUCGAGGCUUAGGGGCAUCUCUGCAAAGGCAGAGAAAAUACCGUGAUGCUAUAAAAUACCACUCUAUGGUUCUAGCAAUAUCUGACCGAGUAGGGGAAGAUUCUGGCAACACUGAAGCUUAUGGAGCAAUUGCUGACUGCUAUACCGAACUUGGAGAUCUUGAGCAAGCAGGAAGAUUUUAUGAUAGAUACAUCUCAAGAUUAGAAACGGACUGAUCUCUGCCCUGUUUUUUGUGUUCUUUUUUUUUUGUCCUUUCUGAUGUUUCAUACUAGUAGAGCUUUUAAUCUUGGAUUUGUAGAUGGUAUUUGGGCCUUGCACUCAUGCAGAAUAGUCCUUUCCUGCGGUAUCUGGAUCAUCUAUUGGAAUCAAGUCGAGCAAAUCUGUUUCAAUAAAUAUUCUUGUGAAUUAUUGUAGGAAUCAAGUAAAUAACAUUAUUUUUCAAUGUUAAUUUGUUGUCAA